CUGCAGUCAACAUUGGAUAGGGUCGGAGUCAUCGAGAUGUAGAGCGGCCAGUACUUUGUAAAAGAAUGUCACGUUUCCGUUGGAACGGAGAGAAGGGUGAGCAUUGCAGACCUACUCGAGCGAUCUUCAAGGAGUGACGAGUAACUGCGAUCCUCCUGGCAAUGGUACUUAUAUCGGUGCAAGAAAAUAUUCCAAAGCCAACUCUGAAGACUACCUAGCGUCAUAAAUAUGUCUAAAGCAAGAGACGUCUGAGUCUAAAUAUGAUACGAUACGUUGGGGAUCUCGAACAAUUGUGAUGAACAGAAUUUAUGGUCUGUCCUUACUCCUGGGCAUACGUUCAAUCCAAGUAAGCGCAACCUUCCAAGCUACCGCCGUAACGUUGUUUAUCCUCUACCACUGCAAACCGCAGCGAUUUGGCAUCUAUUCGAAGCGGAGUCCACUUCCAACACGACAGUUUGACAGUAUCAAAAUCGCAAACACGUCUCGUUUAACGGCGUGGCUGGCCAUACGCGCCGUCCAUGCGUCGCCGACCUGAGUGGCAUGGACUUAUCUCUGUUCACAAAUGAUAGUUAGUGAAUGUCUUUUCAAAGUAAGGACGUCUCACGCGAUAGAUAUAUUAGGCCUAGAGCCAGCAUAAAUGCAGUCCAUUUUCACAGCCGGCAGCGAGUGAUCACUCGUCCCUAUUUGAAAACGUCAAUGCACUAUCCUCGUGGUCAUACAAACACUCUACCAGCGUGACAGUACGGAAUUUC
Molecule: messenger RNA, 752 nt
Organism: Suillus subaureus
Lineage: Eukaryota; Fungi; Basidiomycota; Agaricomycetes; Boletales; Suillaceae
Exons: 2
Coding region: 296-535 (79 amino acids)
Source: RefSeq, a predicted model, not a curated record